This is a messenger RNA of Cyanistes caeruleus (blue tit), 2345 nucleotides long. Lineage: Eukaryota; Metazoa; Chordata; Aves; Passeriformes; Paridae. The record is from RefSeq and is a predicted model, not a curated record.
CCGGCCCCUGCCCGGUGCCCCUUACCCACUACCCCUAUCAGCUGCCUUCUUGCUGCCCCUUACACCUGUCCCCUGUCUGUCCCCUGUCACCUGCCUGCUCCUUGCCCGCUGCCCCAUCACCUGCUUGCUCUCAGUGCCUUGCCUGCUGCUCCUGUCACCUCGCUGUCCCCAUCUCCUGCCCCUGUCACCUGCCUGGCCCUUGCCCCCUGCCCGCCCGUACCCGCUGCUGGACAAAUACCACAGCAGGCUCAGGCCACGGUGUGGUUGUCGCAGCAGCUGGCACAUGCCUCGUGCUUUAUCAUUCAUAAUUCCCCUAGUCCGUGUCUAGACAAAACUGUAAAGGUGAAGGGUUAGAGGAUUAAAAAGGAGUCAAAUUUUAGGAAAUAAACCCACCGUAAUAGUCUUUAAUUUACGUUGAAGCUGUGGUUGGCCUGCUGUACCCCUGCAUCGACAGCCACCUCGGGGAGCCCCACAAGUUCAAGCGGGAGUGGGCCAGCGUCAUGCGCUGCAUCGCAGUGUUCGUGGGCAUCAACCACGCCAGUGCUAAACUAGACUUUGCAAACAACGUCCAGCUGUCCCUGACUCUGGCAGCCUUAUCACUGGGGCUUUGGUGGACAUUUGAUCGUUCAAGAAGUGGUCUCGGACUUGGAAUAACAAUAGCCUUUGUAGCAACACUGAUAACCCAGUUUCUUGUAUAUAAUGGUGUUUAUCAGUAUACAUCUCCAGAUUUCCUUUACAUCCGUUCUUGGCUUCCAUGUAUAUUUUUCUCAGGAGGUGUGACUGUAGGAAACAUAGGACGCCAGCUGGCUAUGGGUAUUCCAGAGAAACCACACAAUGACUAAGCCUUUGAAGAAGAACACCCGGUGCCAGUGUGAAAGCAACAUUAUGAAGAUGUGUUCCUUUUUAAAACUGAAGAUUAUUUAGAAGAAAUAAUCUCUUUAUGGGCUCACUGCACAAAUGACUUGUGGGAAAAAAAAUAUUAAUCCACUCUUAGAAUAGCCAAGUGAAAUUAACUGCUUAUCUUGAAAUCUUACCCUGAUUUACCGCAUAAGCAUUUGCGUAUGGCUGUUCUCUGGAAGAGUUUAACACCAAGUGCACACAACUGUUCAGGCUAAGUGGCAGUUUUCCAAGUAUUAGAUUCCACUGUAAGUUAUUGAAUCAGCUGCCGUGUUUUAAAGCCUUGAAACUGAAAUUUAAUUACAAGCUCUUGUAUCAGUGCCCAAAGGAAGUAGAUCGAUGGUGCUUAACAAUGAUGAAGUAUGGUUUAAUAGGAAUAGUAUUUAUCCAAAUCUUUAAAAAAUAGGGUUAUUUAAAAAUAAGAGUGAUCAAAACAGAUUAAAGGCAUUGCACUAAUGCUUUUAGGAGUCUUAUGAAGGAAUCAUGCCCUUACUUGUAAUGCUGCAUUAAGUUUCUGUCUUUGACGGUGGAGAGGCUUUGAGGGAUGAGAGGUUGGAAGCCUUCCUUUGGAAUUUCUAAAUUGCUUCAGUACGAGAAGUGAACAGUGGAGACAAUCUUGUUCAAACGUGAACCUUUAUCAAGAGAUUCCAACUGGAAAUUUCAUUACUCCGGAGGCUUGAAGUUAGAUUUGCAAGAAUCAAGUUCUGGCCACAAUUCAGUAAGAAAUCUAAGUGUGUGUGUAACUACCCCUGCUUCACACCUUAGACACCUGCUUCAGUGUAUCUCAAAUAUCUGGUGUCAGUGAAAAAACAUGCAUUGCAUGUCAUUGCUUGGCCAUCAAGCACGUGCCCCCAACUUCUUAGAUGUGUUAUUUCCUCCUAAAGCUAUCAUUUGAAUCCAGGUUUGGAUUGAAAUGAUUAGAAACAGAAUUGGGCCUCAAAUGUGAUUUAAACUGUAUGUGAAGAAUAGCAAACAGCUUGUUUUCUCAGUUCAGUUUCUGAAAGAGAUCACCUCUUGUUUUUAAACAACCCUAUAGAACUUGCAAUCUGUGAUUGCCUUCUUAAAAACAAAAAGUGCUUAUGUCACUACAUUAAGCAUUUGGUGUUUCUUAAUACAUAGUUUUGGUGAGCACAACGUAUUCAUUUGAUAGCUUAGACCACAGGAGACCUAAAUAGCAAGUAUUAGGUCUUAAAAGUUGAAGUGCAAUGUACAGUAAGUCUGAGCCUCAAGUUCUCUUCAAUAUCGAUCAUUUCUUAUGAGAGAUUAAAGAGAAAAGGGUUCUGAGUUCAUUUCAAUGCUGCAUGGAGUCAAAUGGAGCAAUAAUUUAUUUAACUAGUAAAGCUAGUUUUGUUGUAUCUUACAUUGAACCCAAAUUUUUAGAAAUACUCCAAUUUUGUGGUUAUGGUGUACUUGUAAACUUUUAUGGACUUGCCUUUUUGUAUUAUGCA